AAAUAACUUGUCGAAAAUCCACCAUUUUCCCUUUGUAACUAACCGGUGUUCAAAACACGUGUGUACUAUCAAGUUACAUGGAAAACCGUAGUGUUUGCGUCUAAAUAUCUAAUAAAACACAACUAAAAAGUGCGUCGCGUCGCUCCUCGCAAGUGUAACGUACAGAAACGACAAAAUGAACACGGAAAAGUUGAAGAAACUACAAUCACAAGUGCGCAUAGGCGGCAAGGGCACCCCGAGGCGUAAGAAGAAGGUGGUCCACGCGACGGCCGCGACCGACGAUAAGAAACUGCAGUCCUCCCUCAAGAAGCUCUCAGUGAACACGAUCCCUGGGAUAGAGGAGGUAAAUAUGAUCAAAGAGGACGGCACGGUGAUACACUUCAACAACCCCAAAGCGCAGGCCUCGCUCGCCGCGAACACUUUCGCGAUCACGGGGCACGGGGAGAACAAACAGAUCGCCGAGAUGCUGCCCGGCAUCCUCAGUCAGCUCGGGCCCGACGGCCUCAACCAGCUGAAAAAGAUCGCCUCGAGCGUGGCCCCCCCUAAGCCCCUUGAGGAGGACGACGACGUUCCCAAUCUCGUCGGGAACUUCGAAGAAGCCGCGAAACAGGAGGCCAAGGAGGUAGUCUCAGACGACAAGGACAAAAAGGAGGAAACCAAAGCCGUGGACAAGAAAGUCGACUAAAGUGCUCCAUAAUAGUUUUUAUUUCGCUCGCCCCGUUCCGAAGUGGUGUCCAAUUUGAGUUCAUAGACGUUUAGUGGGUAACGGUGACGGAGUCCAUAUUGCCGUUCCUCGCAGCACUAACCUCCAGCGUGCAGAUAUAUUUAUAAGAUGUGUAACGACACUAUUUUUUAAUGAAGUUUUUUUAUGUUCGAAACAAUUUUGCUUUGUCUCAAUAAAAACUUAAUAUAAAUAGGUUAUAAUAAAUUUAGUCACAGUAACUCUAGAGAGAGAACAUUGUAUAUUAAAAAAUGGUAAAAAUUGCAAAAUGUAUAAAUGUAAGGUUCACUGUUAUGUUUGAAACAUGACAUAAACUUUAUUCCAAA
Molecule: messenger RNA, 1047 nt
Organism: Aricia agestis (brown argus)
Lineage: Eukaryota; Metazoa; Arthropoda; Insecta; Lepidoptera; Lycaenidae
Gene: bic
Product: transcription factor BTF3 homolog 4
Exons: 1
Coding region: 176-685 (169 amino acids)
Cellular component (GO): cytosol; nascent polypeptide-associated complex
Source: RefSeq, a predicted model, not a curated record